ACGAAGGAGGUGCUGCCGGACCCUGAGCUGGUGAGGAAGCUCAACUGGUUCCUCUCCCCUGCGCUGGCUCUGAGUGACGGCUCCUCUGGGGCCCCCUCCAGCCUGGAGCUCACCUACAUCACUGACUUCUUUCUGGCUCUGGCCAUCUGUAACAGCGUGGUGGUGUCCUCUGCCAGCCAGCCGCGACACGUGGUGCGUGAAGAACAGACCCCUCUCAAGUCCCUGGAGGAAAUCAAGACGGUGUUCCAGCGCCUGAGCUUCUCUCCGUUCUCAGCCUUCUCCAUCCUCUCCCCUCCCCAGAUCAAAGUCAGCCCCCACAGCCUCGCCCACCGGAAGUUUGCCAGGGGGAAGACUGGCUCGCUGAACUUCCCCCCCUCCAGUAACAGCACCACGGACGAGUCAGAAUCAAGCCUGGAGGGCACCCUGGAAACCUCCAGGCUGAGACCUAAACCGGACCUAUCUUCUAGAGUCAUGGAAGGGAACUCAGGACAGACGGCUGGCAGGGAGGUAAAGGAUGAUGUCAUAGAUUCAAAGACGGACGGGGCCAGGCAGGAUGCGGAGGACUUGACCCUAGAAGAGGAUUGUAAGUGUGAGGCUGAUGAAGAGCUGCUGUACGAGGCGGAGAGUCCGGACGAGGCGGCCCUAGUCCACGCGGCCCAGGCGUACUGCUGCACCCUGAGGGGCCGCUCGGCAGAGAGCCUGACGGUGGAUCUGCCUGGGAUCGGCUCCCUGUCCGUCCCCCUGCUCCACAUCCUGCCCUUCGACUCAGACAGGAAGAAGAUGUCCGUGGUGGUCCGCCACCCGCUCACAGGACAGGUGGUGGUCUACACCAAGGGAGCCGACUCCGCCAUGAUGGACCUGACGGGGGCACCAAAAGGUGCAGAUGAGGCUCAGGAGAUCUACAGACACAUCAAAGAACAAACCCAAAACCACUUAGACAGCUAUGCCAGAGAAGGCCUCCGCACACUCUGCAUCGCCAAAAAGGUAACGCUCAGGAAGGCCAAACAAAAUAACUUUGUUCAUUAA
This is a messenger RNA of Notothenia coriiceps (black rockcod), 1026 nucleotides long. Its product is annotated as probable phospholipid-transporting ATPase VD. The record is from RefSeq and is a predicted model, not a curated record. The transcript has 3 exons. The annotation marks the transcript as partial. Gene Ontology annotation, molecular function: ATPase-coupled intramembrane lipid carrier activity; nucleotide binding. Gene Ontology annotation, biological process: phospholipid translocation. Lineage: Eukaryota; Metazoa; Chordata; Actinopteri; Perciformes; Nototheniidae. Gene Ontology annotation, cellular component: plasma membrane.